AUGAGUUUGGAACUUGAGAUUUCUGGCCUUAAGGAGAACAAACUGCUUUCCAGGAAAGAAUUGGAUGUGGUUGCAUACCAUCCUGGAAUGCCUAUUCCCAGCAGAGAGGAAAUAACAGACAAGAUAUCUGAGCUCUAUCAAACAAGCAAGAAGAACAUUGUAGUUGGAAAUCUUAAGAAUAGGUAUGGAACACACAGAACCACACUCAGAGCAAAGAUUUAUUCAAAUGCUGAAGUUCUUUCUUCAGUUGAGAAGAAGCAUGUUGUAGCAAAGAUCACUGGAAAGGAGCUUCAAAUAACACCUAGAAGGGUAAGAAAGGACGAAAGGAAGAAGCGCUAUAAGAUCUUUGGUACUAUCAAGAGAGCAAUGAAGAAGGCAGAGAAAAAGAAUAAAUAA
This is a messenger RNA of Encephalitozoon intestinalis ATCC 50506, 396 nucleotides long. Its product is annotated as ribosomal protein S24e domain-containing protein. Gene Ontology annotation, cellular component: ribosome. Bases 1 to 396 code for a protein of 131 amino acids. Lineage: Eukaryota; Fungi; Microsporidia; Unikaryonidae. The record is from RefSeq and is a predicted model, not a curated record. The transcript is spliced from 2 exons. Gene Ontology annotation, molecular function: structural constituent of ribosome. Gene Ontology annotation, biological process: translation.